Messenger RNA from Gorilla gorilla gorilla (western lowland gorilla), 2179 nucleotides. It is a transcript of the gene ZNF670, whose product is annotated as zinc finger protein 670. The record is from RefSeq and is a predicted model, not a curated record. The transcript is spliced from 4 exons. Gene Ontology annotation, molecular function: RNA polymerase II cis-regulatory region sequence-specific DNA binding; DNA-binding transcription repressor activity, RNA polymerase II-specific. Gene Ontology annotation, biological process: regulation of transcription by RNA polymerase II. The coding region runs from base 239 to 1408 and encodes 389 amino acids. Gene Ontology annotation, cellular component: nucleoplasm. NCBI's taxonomy places the organism in Eukaryota, Metazoa, Chordata, Mammalia, Primates, Hominidae.
UCGGGCGCUGGGAAGGGGACUGUACUCUCAAGCGCGCCGCAAAAGGAGGGAGCAGCUUCCGGGAGCUGGUGGGGCUUUUGUGUUGGGCAACGCGAAUGUGGCGAGCUCGGUGCGUCUCCGCUGCUCCUUCCCCUUAUCCCUGGGAGGUCCAAGUGGUCCCGCGGCAGCUUCUGUUGCUCUGGGACCUGCAGGUCCCGGAAGGUCCUUAGGGAGGACCCCAGACACCGGAGACUGGGAAAUGGAUUCAGUGUCAUUUGAAGAUGUGGCUGUGGCCUUUACUCAGGAGGAGUGGGCUUUGCUGGAUCCUUCUCAAAAGAAUCUCUACAGAGAUGUGAUGCAAGAAAUCUUCAGGAACCUGGCUUCCGUAGGAAACAAAUCAGAAGACCAGAAUAUCCUAGAUGACUUCAAAAAUCCUGGGAGAAAUCUAAGCAGUCAUGUGGUAGAGAGACUGUUUGAAAUUAAGGAAGGCAGUCAAUAUGGAGAAACCUUCAGCCAGGAUUCAAAUUUGAAUCUGAAUAAGAAAGUUUCUACUGGAGUAAAGCCAUGUGAAUGCAGUGUGUGUGGAAAAGUCUUCAUAUGUCAUUCAGCCCUUCAUAGGCACAGCCUGUCUCACAUUGGAAACAAACUAUUUGAGUGUGAGGAAUGUCCAGAGAAGUUAUAUCAUUGCAAACAAUGUGGGAAAGCCUUUAUCUCUCUCACCAGUGUUGACAGACACAUGGUAACGCACACUAGUAAUGGGCCUUAUAAGGGUCCAGUGUAUGAGAAACCUUUUGAUUUUCCUAGUGUAUUUCAAAUGCCUCAGAGCACUUACACUGGAGAGAAAACAUAUAAAUGUAAACAUUGUGAUAAAGCCUUCAGUUAUUCAAGUUAUCUUCGUGAACAUGAAAGAACUCAUACUGGAGAGAAACCCUAUGCAUGUAAGAAAUGUGGUAAAUCAUUCACUUUUUCCAGUUCUCUUCGCCAACAUGAAAGAUCUCAUACUGGAGAGAAACCCUAUGAAUGUAAGGAAUGUGGCAAAGCCUUCAGCCGUUCCACUUACUUGGGAAUACAUGAAAGAACGCAUACUGGAGAAAAACCCUAUGAAUGUAUAAAAUGUGGCAAAGCCUUUAGAUGUUCCAGAGUCCUCAGAGUCCAUGAAAGGAUUCACAGUGGAGAAAAGCCCUAUGAAUGUAAACAAUGUGGUAAAGCCUUCAAAUAUUCUAGUAACCUAUGUGAGCAUGAAAGAACUCACACUGGAGUGAAACCUUAUGGAUGUGAGGAAUGUGGUAAGUCGUUUACUUCUUCCAGUGCCCUUCGAAGCCAUGAAAGGACUCAUACUGGAGAAAAACCCUAUGAAUGUAAGAAAUGUGGUAAAGCCUUCAGUUGUUCCAGUUCCCUUCGAAAGCAUGAAAGAGCUUAUAUGUGGUAAAAAACAACAACAACAAAACACCUCUGUCAAUGUAAGAAGUGUGUUAAAGCUUUCAGUUAUUCUAGUUUCAUUAGAACAUGUGAAAAAAUUAAAAACUCAAAUUAGAAACCCAACACAUGUAAGGAAGAUUAGAAUGUAUGCAAUUUUCCUAGUUCCCUUCUAAAACUUAGAAGGACCCGUCCUGGGAAAGAACGUCAUAAAAUACGAAAAAUGUGUUAGAACACUUUAUUUUCCCAGCUGCUUUCAAAUAUAUUUUUAUCAGUGGUUCAUUGUUAAAGAAGGUGUCUAUACUUUAGAUUUUCAAUUUUUUGCAAGGAAUCAUGGAGCUGAGAAUUUCACAGAUACUUUAUAAGCCAUAGUACAUGAGCUUAAUAGGCUGUGUUUUGUUUCUCAUCAGUUAACAUAAUUUUUGUCUAUUCAUUUAAAAAUUUGUUGGAUCCCUAGACUAAGUUGAAAUGUACUUCUAAUAGUAGGCAAUUUUCAUUUUCAUGUAGUUGUUUAAUUGUUCUCUAAUUAAUGGACCAAUGAAAAAUGAGUUCUUGUUAAUUGUUGGAAAUUUCUUACUGAUCUUAUGUGGCAAGUUUUGGUUAUUCCUCUCCCAUUUUAUACAUAUGUGUGUGUGUGUGUGUGUGUGUGUGUGUGUGUGUGUGUGUGUGUGUGUGUGUCUGUGUGUGUAUAUAUUCUACCUUUUUAUGGGAAAACUACUUUUUUGUUGUAAAGAUUUUCUUCUAUUUUCUUUGCUAAUAAAGAAUUGUUAUUAAUUUGCAUGUA